Molecule: messenger RNA, 1511 nt
Organism: Ictalurus furcatus (blue catfish)
Lineage: Eukaryota; Metazoa; Chordata; Actinopteri; Siluriformes; Ictaluridae
Gene: adprm
Product: ADP-ribose/CDP-alcohol diphosphatase, manganese-dependent
Exons: 4
Coding region: 326-1300 (324 amino acids)
Molecular function (GO): manganese ion binding; ADP-ribose diphosphatase activity; 2',3'-cyclic-nucleotide 2'-phosphodiesterase activity
Source: RefSeq, a predicted model, not a curated record
UUAAAUUAUGGUAUAUUUUGUGUAUGAGCCCAUGCAGUAAUAAAAUACAUGGAAAUAUUUAUAUAUGAUUCGAUAGUUUAUUUUGUUAAAUAUCAAGAAUCUAAAAGGUGCGCGUUAUAGCUGACACCUGGAUGAACACUUUACAGUUGGUAUUAUGAUUGUAAGUCAUUCCCUUCAAAUGCUAUUGAAGUUAGAAACGUGUUUAACAAUGUCGUAUGUAACUUUAGAGACGGUCCCUUAAUUUCCGCAUAUCGGCGAAUAACGAACGUCCAACGUCAAGCCAACUUUAUACCAGCUCUAGGCAAAACCUCAGAGAAAAGCUCAGAUGGAGGACAACGCGGCUCCUGCCUUCACGUUCGGCUUGAUCGCUGAUAUUCAGUACGCCGAUUUAAAGGACGGUUAUAAUUUCCACGGUACCCGGAAGCGUUAUUACAGGAACAGCCUGCACCUGCUGAGAAACGCCAUCAGGCACUGGAAUGAGGAGAAGGUGAAACCCAGCUUCAUCCUGCAGCUCGGAGACAUCAUUGACGGCUUCAACAGGAAGCACGGUGCAUCAGGUAAAGCUCUGGAAAAGGUGCUUGAUGAAUUCAGGGGCUGCUCGGCUCAGGUUCAUCAUGUGUGGGGCAACCACGAGUUCUACAACUUCACCAGGAGCGCCCUGUUCUCCUCUGAGCUUAACAGCGAGGUCAAAGGAGAAGAGGAGAGAGAUGACAGGAUGGACGACGUCUACGCUUACCAUUUCAGCCCUGCUCCUAAAUUUAGAUUUGUGGUCCUGGACGCUUAUGAUCUGAGUCUCAUCGGCCGGGAGGAAUCGUGUGAGAAGUACAGUCAGUCCUUUGAGAUCAUCAAGGAGCACAAUCCUAAUGAGGAACUUAAUCAGCCUGCAGGCUUAAUUCCGAUGGACGGAAGGUUUGUGAAGUUCAACGGAGGACUCAGCCAAGAUCAGCUCGAUUGGCUGGAUAGACUGUUGACCAGUGCUGACGAGAAAGGAGAAAAGGUCACGGUUGUGAGUCACAUUCCUGUUCAUCCCUACUCCACUAGCACUACAUGUCUCACAUGGAACUAUGAUGAGAUCCUUCCUCUACUGUGCGCUCACAAGAGCGUGGUGUGUUUCCUUGCUGGACAUGACCAUGAUGGAGGGUAUUGCGUAGAUUCAACCGGUAUUCAUCACCUCACAGUGGAAGGGGUUAUUGAGACGCCUCCAGACUGCGAUGCUUUCGGCACUGUGUAUGUAUAUGAGGACAAGAUGAUCCUCAGAGGUAACGGGAGGAUAAAGAACAGAGUGCUUAUGUAUCGAUGAGGCAGGAGAUAUAUAUGUGUGUGUGUGUGUAUGUAAUAUAUUUCUGUGUACGAAACUUAUUUAAUUGACAUCGAAUCAUCUCUGAAAGCAAUUUGUAAAGUAUUUAAUGUGCAGAAAAAAACACUUUACUAACUUAUAUUUUUAUGUGUGAAUAUUGAAUGAUGAUCAAAAAAAUAUUAUCUUUUAAUAAAAUAAACAAAUGUCUAUAUGA